Molecule: messenger RNA, 1545 nt
Organism: Fibroporia radiculosa
Lineage: Eukaryota; Fungi; Basidiomycota; Agaricomycetes; Polyporales; Fibroporiaceae
Exons: 6
Coding region: 1-1545 (514 amino acids)
Biological process (GO): proteolysis
Molecular function (GO): aspartic-type endopeptidase activity
Source: RefSeq, a predicted model, not a curated record
AUGUUCAAUAACUUCCUAGCAUCGUCACUCCUUUGGUAUACCUUUCUUCUGCUCAAUGAUCUACCGGCCGUCGAUGCCGUCAGGAUACCAAUUACAGGUCAGCGUGUGCAACGAUGGGCCGAAGUCAGGGGACCUGCAGCUGGGCGGUUAGGCCAUAUUAAUAGGGCGAGCAUUUCUGGGUCGUUGGACUUGCAAGACCAGGGAGAUGUUAAAUACUUCACGAAUCUCACGCUGGGAGGGCAGCCGUUUCAGGUCCUCAUCGACACGGGGAGUUCCGACCUAUGGAUACAAGGUUCUGUGCCUGGAGCGCAGGACACUGGCAAGACCGUCUCUGUAAAUUAUGCGAUAGGUGCCGUUAGCGGAUCUGUUAUGACCUCAACACUAACUUUCGAUGAUUUUACAGUUGAGAAUCAGGCAUUUUUGAAUGCAACACAGAACUCAGCAGGGGACCCAGGUAUUCUUGGCCUCGGACCCAACAGUGGUUCCGAUAUUUAUGAACAGUUCAACGACGAAACCGGGGAUACGGUGUUGAACAGGAUCUUCUUACAAAAUACGUCUACUCCGAAUUAUAUCACAGUCCUUCUCGGUCGCUCAGAUGAUGUUGCUGUACCAUAUCCGGGGGACAUAACCAUAGGUCAGCCCCUUCCAACAUACGAAAACAUCACGUCCCAGCCGAAGCUGUCGGUUGUGCUGGAUGGUGACAGUCAUGGUCAACAUUGGCAAGCACUACUUGACAAAGAUGGCAUUAUCGGUCCAGAUGGACAGCCAAUACAGGUACAAUCAGUGAUAGAAGGCUUGAGUCAACUAGUCACUGUGUUUGACACCGGGUAUACUCUUCCUCAGGUUCCUGCCGCCGUAUCUACCGCCAUUUAUGCUAGGGUUCCUGGUGCCAACUUUACGUAUGACGCCGCCGCCGGGAACGUCUGGACAAUCCCUUGUGACGUAGAGCUAAACGUAACUUUCAAGUUUGGAGGGGUAUCAUUUCCCAUCAAUCCCCUGGAUACAAAUUUGAAUUCCUUCACGGUAAAGAAUGCUGAUGGAGACACAGUUUGUGUUGGCGCCUUCCAACCGAUUACUACUGCGUCUGCACCUUCCUUUGAUAUGAUCCUAGGAAUGGCUUUCUUGAGAAAUGCAUAUAUCCUUGUGGAUUUUGGUGAUUUUGUUCCAGGGUCCUCUAGCCAAGCAAACCCUUAUGUCCAACUCCUACCGCUCACGACGCAGGAACAAGGACAUGUGGAUUUCGUGCAGGAACGACUGGGUGGCGUCGAUAAUACAUCUGCCCUACAUUUACUCCCAACACCUCAAACAGAAUACAAUGGCGGCACCAGUAGCUCUGAGUCACUGGACGCCAAGGUCAAGCCCUACCUUCCGUACAUUAUCGCCGGCAGCACAAUUGUCGCCAUCCUGUUAAUGGUCGUUACCCUCUACGUCCUGUCACAGAGGCGGCACAGAGAAUAUCAACGCCUACACGAUCCCGCACCGGUCGGCCUGCACUACGAACAGCCGCCAUUUCCUCGCUAUCAACGGCCACAUCGUCGCUAUUGA